Messenger RNA from Triplophysa rosa, 5840 nucleotides. RefSeq names its product v-akt murine thymoma viral oncogene homolog 3a (gene akt3a). The transcript has 15 exons. Gene Ontology annotation, biological process: protein phosphorylation. Bases 615 to 2054 code for a protein of 479 amino acids. The record is from RefSeq and is a predicted model, not a curated record. NCBI's taxonomy places the organism in Eukaryota, Metazoa, Chordata, Actinopteri, Cypriniformes, Nemacheilidae. Gene Ontology annotation, molecular function: ATP binding; protein serine/threonine kinase activity.
GCCGCGCACCACAAGCAGGAGUGUCUAUGGGGCUGUGAGGGCAAAGCGGGAGACGCACCGGGUUCGCAGCAGAAGACGCAGGGUGAGUGAGGGUAACCGUGAGAGGGAGGAGCUUUCCUGAAAGUCGUCAUCUCGGUGUGCUGUCAGAAGCUGAGCGGCGGUUCCUGGGAUAAGGAACUACCGCUGCCGUUUCGCGGCGUGGUUCUCCGUUUAUCCCGUCCAUCCGUGCUCCAUUCGAGCCUUUAAGGAGGACGCUCAGGGAAGGCGAGGGAAGCCCAUUGGUCUCCCUACCAGCGCCAGGCUGAGUCACUGUCGAGGAGUGGGAAGAUCUAGAGAGCGAGAGAGAGAGACAGCACCGCGGAGAGAGAGAGAGCGGACGAGAGAAGAAAGCAACGGAAGGAGGGGAAAACCGCUACACAACGCCUUUGAGAGCGGAGCGAGAGAGGCAGCCAGUGAGCAGGAACGCCGGAGAGAGAGAGUGAGAAAGAGAGCAGCAGUGAGGGAGGGAGACUCUGAGGCUGGGUGAGCUGACCCCCCUCUCUCCUCUCCUCCUUUACCCCCGCUCAUCACUCCUUCAGGAGCUGGUGUGUAGGAGCAACGAGUUCAGUGGCAACAUGAACGAUGUCACUAUCGUUAAAGAAGGCUGGGUACAGAAGAGGGGUGAAUAUAUUAAGAAUUGGAGACCUCGCUACUUCCUGCUGAAAACCGAUGGAUCCUUUAUCGGAUACAAGGAAAAGCCACAGGAUGCAGAUUUACCCUACCCGCUCAAUAACUUCUCUGUUGCAAAAUGCCAGCUGAUGAAAACAGAACGACCAAAACCGAACACUUUUAUUAUUAGAUGUCUACAGUGGACUACAGUCAUAGAGAGAACCUUCCAUGUGGACAGUCCAGAAGAAAGGGAUGAGUGGGCAGAGGCGAUUCAGAUGGUGGCAGAUAAACUCCAAAGACAGGAGGAGGAACGUAUCCAGUGUAGUCCCACCUCACAGAUAGACAACUUGGGAGAAGAGGAGAUGGACACGUCUAUUAGUCACCACAAACGCAAGACGAUGAGUGACUUCGACUACUUAAAAUUAUUGGGGAAAGGCACUUUCGGUAAAGUCAUUCUUGUAAGGGAGAAGGCCAGCGGGAAAUAUUAUGCAAUGAAAAUUUUAAAGAAGGAGGUUAUUAUAGCAAAGGAUGAAGUGGCCCACACGCUCACGGAAAGCCGAGUGCUGAAAAACACCAGACAUCCUUUUUUAACCUCUUUGAAGUACUCAUUCCAAACGAAAGACCGGCUUUGCUUUGUGAUGGAAUACGUCAAUGGUGGAGAGCUGUUUUUCCAUUUGUCGAGAGAACGGGUGUUCUCCGAGGACCGCACGCGCUUCUACGGCGCCGAGAUCGUUUCCGCCCUCGACUACCUGCACUCUGCCAAGAUAGUGUACCGGGAUCUCAAGCUGGAGAACUUAAUGCUUGAUAAAGACGGUCACAUCAAAAUUACAGACUUUGGACUCUGCAAGGAAGGGAUCACGGAUGCUGCUACCAUGAAGACCUUCUGUGGAACACCAGAGUAUCUGGCACCAGAGGUUCUGGAGGACAAUGAUUAUGGUCGUGCAGUGGACUGGUGGGGUCUGGGUGUGGUCAUGUAUGAGAUGAUGUGCGGUCGACUGCCUUUCUACAAUCAGGAACAUGAGAAGCUCUUUGAGCUCAUCCUAAUGGAGGACAUCAAGUUUCCCAGAACGCUGUCUUCUGACGCCAAGUCCCUGCUGUCGGGUCUGCUCAUCAAAGACCCCAACAAGAGACUUGGUGGCGGUCCGGAUGAUGCUAAGGAAAUUAUGCGACAUAGUUUCUUUGUUGGAAUCAACUGGCAGGAUGUCUAUGAUAAAAAGAUGGUACCUCCCUUCAAGCCUCAGGUGUCGUCAGAGACAGAUACCAGAUACUUAGAUGAAGAGUUCACAGCUCAGACGAUUACAAUAACCCCUCCUGAAAAAUUUGAUGAAGAUGGGAUGGACUGCAUGGAUAAUGAGCGAAGGCCACAUUUCCCCCAGUUCUCGUACUCGGCCAGCGGGAGAGAGUGAACGCCGCGCGGCCCGCACUGCCUCAUCUCAUCAGUCACCACUGGAACAAAUGAGGUCUUCAGCUUCUAACAGCCCCAGCCCUAUCGACGCUCCAUCAUCCAUCUUGGUUCUUUCAUUUGUCUAGCUAGACCAAGUGAAACUUCUGUUUUAGGGUUACGGGAAUUUGCACGCUGGGUCGGACCGAGUCCCGACCCGCUCUGACGUCUUCAAAGCUCCAAGCCCAAAGGUUGGGUGAUGAUGGGCGAACUCUUGCUGUUUGUUAGGAGUCUGUUUACUUUGUGUGUUUCUCUGUUUGGAUCGAGAUGUCACUUCACAUUCCUCAUGAGAAACUAGUCUUCGAGGUCACAACUUUUGGGUUUGGAAAAAAUACGUAACUGCAUGGCUAGAGAUUCACAUGGGUUUACGAUCGCAUCUCUUGGGUACAUUAAGCUGCUUUGAUAUUACUGUUUGUGAGGUUCACCAUCUGUUAUAUAAAGUCAAAACUGCCAUAUACGGUUAACUCAGGCUUUACAGAGAACAUCUGUGUUCAACUCAGUCAACAGGACUAGCUUAACCCCUGCCCUACCCCACCCCGCGCCGCGCCACACACCCUAUCUCAGUCGUUCACAAUCCAGUGUUCCUCUCUCUCUAAAGCCCUGUGAAACUGAGCUAUGCAGAACCAAACCACCAAUUAGUACAGAAUUAUCUGUUAUUAUGUGUUCAUGAAAGGCUUUAUUUCUGACAUAUCAGGCCCUAUGAUGUACUUUCCUGGUGAUUUGAAAUAUUUAAUGCAGAUACUGGCCAGUGACAUGUAUGUAGCUGGACCUCAUAUUAUAUUUACAGAUGGUUUAAGGAAAGCACUUCUUAGGAUCGUAUCAGUGUUCUGACCAACUAUCAUGAUUUCCAAACAGCCAAAAACAGAUAAAGAGCAUUUGAGAAACCCCUUCCACCUACCAGAGGAUCUUUAUAAAAGCCAGCAUUAGUAGAAUGACAGGGAAAGCACUAUUAUAAUGUUUUAUAAAAAGAAGGAAAAAAAUGUGAUUGAGAUAAUAUAUUUAUUUGUUCUCCUUGCGUUUGUAAAGAAUGCUCCUUUCGGAAUGAAAAAGCUCUUAAAACGUUUAUGAAUGUAGAUAGGUCAACGCAAAGACCUUCUUUUCGCUUUAGAUUUUUCGACCAGCUUUCCUUUUUGACACCAGUGUAGUAUUGUUCCUUCAUUUCCAAAAAGGAUUUUUUUAACUUUCUCGACCUUUUGAGUAUUGUUGAAAUGUGUUGUCGUCUUUCCACCAAUGAAAGGGCUGCAAAAACCGAUGCUCCCAAAAGCAAAACCAAUUCCUAUGGCUUGUCUGGCAAUAUGUUACUGUUUGUUGAAGUGUGUAAAGAAAGCAUGACCGUGCGCAGUUGUGUUUUAUUUUCUUCUGCUUGAUCAUUUGAACAGAACGCUGCACAUGUUAUUGCUUUAAGAAUCGGUUCGGUUCGGAAUUUGUGACAUGCUACAGUGCUUUGACACCUAACAUUAAAUAUGAUGUCAUCUUCACAUUCCUUCCUUAAAAACUGAAUCAGUCCAGGUGGUGGAAUCACAAAUCAGUUCACCAAUCAGAGCAAAAACAUUGAAAUAAAAAACAAGCAUAUGUAUUUGAAUUACAAGCACCGUGUCUGGUCGCAGAAUGAGGAUUUACUCUUCCCUCAGACGAUGCUUGAUCAGAUCAGGGAGUAGGGGACAAAAGGGAAGGGUCUGUGAUGAAUUAUAAUCAUUUUCAUGCAUAGCACAUUUUGUGAUCACGCAAUAGUGUUUGGCAAUAAAACCUUGUUUUGUUUUGUUUUGUGAAGCAGAGAUGUGCAUGUGUAUUGGUGUCUAGACCGUGUUUGUUGAUGGCUGGAAUGACCAAAUCUACUUUUUAUUUAUAUGUGGCACUUUUAAAGGAAGCUUCCUUGAGUUUACCGGUCUCAUUAGGGCUCGUAUGAAGGUGAGAAAGAAAGAUUUUGGCAUAUGACAUAAGACAAAGGUAUGUUUAUUAAAAUGAUCUGAGAUUAAAAAAUAAUCAUGUGACAUCAAAAAAGUGGUUGUAUGUUGGAUUUGGUACUUUGGAGAAAAGACGUCUUGGGUUUCUUGCAUGUGUGUUAAGGUUGCAGGAUUGUGCUGGAUUUGAUUAUGGUUGGUUAAGGAAUGAUUCUGUCAGUAUUUCUUUUAUGCUUCAUUAUCCGCCCAGAUAGGAGUUAGAUUUCCUCCAGACAACCUAAUGCCUGUGUUGUGUGAGCAUCCUCAAACAGAGUCAUGAGAGAUGCGUACUGUUGCAUUGCCAGUCCCAAUAAGAGACGCUCCUGAGGAUGUUCCUGCAUUCAAACUGUGAUGUCUAACCCAAUAAUGUUUUCUGACAGCACAACGCAGCAGUGGUGCUGUGAACAGAUUAGCUGUUUAUGUCACGGCUCUGUCUUCCAACUUUCCUUCAAAUCGUUCCUUGUUUUUCCCAUUCCUUCAUUGCAGUCAUUGGAACUACCUGAUUUCAUUUAAUGGGCUCACACUGCUGAUUGUUAUUUUCAGUGAAUUUGUUUUUUUAUUUUUGAUUUAAUAGCAAAUAACUUGAAUAUUCCUCAACGUGGUUUUGUUUUUGUCUUCACGAUUGUCAAUUUAAAAUAAGAAUGAGGAGAUUAAAGCAUUUAUAGUUUUUAUUUUGGUUAAACUGCUUUUUAGUGCAACGGAUUUGGAUCAUACUGUGAUGCCGUUCAUUCAUUUCAUUAACUUAAUAUGCACUUGUGAAGGACCAUUGAGUCCUCAACACAUUGAGAGGUGGCAGAGGUGACGUUGCGGUACCUUGGAUGUGAGAGACUAUUAUUGGUAAUACAUUAUUCCUGGACUUUAUUGAAAUGGCAGAAGGGCCUUUUGGCUUUGGCCAACUCAAUCUUACACUUUUGUAAUUCCAUAUUUUAACACUCCGCUUUAUAUCUGCCUGUAGUAGCACUUUCAUGCCCAUUGCCCUUUUCAUAUAGCUCGGCAAAAGAGAAAUGGUCCCUGCUUAAAAAAAAGAAAAUGAGAAAAAAAUACUUGAAAGCACAGAUUCGCCCCUCAUGGACCUCAUGCUUUUUUACUUUGAGAGAUUGUGCUGUGUAAUAUUUGAAAGGUGUGGAUGCCGAUAGACCCUGCUGCCAGGAGACACAACCAUGGUGACACAGACAGACUAACGUUUCCCAAGAUUCCCUAGCGCUAGAGUUAUAGGCAAGGCUGAGCUGUUCCAGUGUCAGGUUUAGAGCAGGAUACACGUUCACUGACCUCGAGGUCAUUAUUCCCAAAACUAAACUAGUGUGAGGACGGGACCCAUGGAGACGUGGGCAGCAUGGGCUCCAACCCUCCCGACUGCACCUCAGCGUGCACACUGCUGCUACUGUUUGUACUGUCUACAACAGACUUUCUCUAUAUCGUGCUCCUGGUAGUGUAUUAUGAAUGAGCAUGAAUUGUAAAGUAUUUAUUUAAAAACAACAAAUCUUAAAAAAAAAAGACAUUCAUUUUAUGUCCAUGUAGCUUUAGAGUUUGACAUUUCUUGACCUUGCUAGCUCUGUUGUUAGAUCCAUGUUAAGAACUAGUCAUGUGGUUAAGAAUUUUACACAGAAGGGAUUUAAAAAAACUAAGAACUGUAUUACUGUCCAUCAUGCUAAAUGAAGAAAAUACUAUAUAGGGCCCACGGGGAGCUGAUCUGCAAGAAACUGUUUUUGUACACUGUACAUCCUAGUAUUUUUACACGUAAAUGUAUAUGAUAGGGAUGCACAUUAUUUUCCUUCUUACAGACUGCUUAAAUAAAGCACUAUGUCAAUCUG